AUGCAGCGUGUAGGCGAACCGUUCCAGGAUUUCCUCAUUGCCUUACGGGUGAUGAUGCAGAGGGCCGGACUGACGGAUGCCGAACAAUUGGAGCGGGCAUACGACAACAUGUUGCCCACCGGUCACUUACGAGGAGCUACGAGAAUUGGAAGGACAAAGAGAGUCGUCUGGGAACCGCCAGCCCGCAACUAUCGCGUCACAUGGACACGUGAAUCCUUUCCGGAGCAUCCCGAAUCACACUGCCACGACUCCAGAGAACAGCGCGAUAAAUCAAUCAGUGACACACGGAGACGGAGUACCAAUAGACGUACGAAGAGCGUGUCGUCGAUGCGGGGAAAUAGGACAUUUUCAACAGGAAUGCCACAGAGCCCAAGUAUUCUUCUGUUGGGACUGUGGUCGGAGAGGAAUCAUGACCCGGGACUGCUGCAGAAGGGCCCCACCGGGAAACGAAUCCCGUCUCCGUCCAUCAAGGGAUGUGGCGGAGACGAGCCAGCCCGAUCCCCAAAACCGGAAGAAUUAAUACAAAUACAAAAGGGUCGAAUUGUCGCGACGGUGGUGGUCAACGGACACCAGCUGAAUGGCACCAUCGACACAGGGGCCACAAGGAGCUUCGUCGGGGCGGAUACGGCAAAGAGCCGACAUAAGGCUGGGAACUCGGAGAUUCACGAUCCCGAUACUCGUCUUGCCGACGUCAGUGGACGAGGUAUGGACUAUAUGGCAGCCAUGCAGACCACUAUCCAGUGCGGGGAACAUCGCGCGAUCAUUAGAGAGGAGGUUCAGACGACGACACCGGCGAUCCACCGGGGAGUCUCCCUUCGGCCCACGUCGACGGGAAAUCAACAUGACGGCACUCUGACAACCUCAGUCACCCAGACAGGACAGAACGAGGAACCCGAGAACGAUGGCCAGGCAGCAGGUACCCCGAUGGCGAGGAAAAGGGAAGAACACCAACCGAUUCCGGAGAACCUACCCACAGGCCAGGACUUAGAGAACCCAGUCAUGGAUAACCCAGACGUGGUAGCGUUUUUGACGGAAGAGCUCGACCGGUUCUAUGACCUCAAAGGGACCACCAACAUUGCGGAGCAUAAAAUAACUAUGAAAGAUGACCGACCCAUCAAACAACGUUAUUAUCCGAAGAAUCCAGCCAUGCAAAAGAUCAUCAACGAGCAAAUAGAUGAGGACUGUAUCGAACCUUCACGAAGUCCCCACAGUGCGCGGAUAGUAUCAGUACGGAAGAAGAACAACAAAUGGCGCAUGUGCGUGGACUAUCGGCAGCUAAACGAGCGAUCCAUUCCCGAUGCGUACCCACUCCCAAGAAUGACGCACAUCCUGGAAAAACUACGGCACGCUAAGUAUAUAUCGACGCUGGAUCUAAAAAAUGACUAUUGGCAAAUCCCGAUGGCCAAGGAGAGUCGGGAGCGUACGGCGUUUACGGUACCGGGACGAGGACUUUUCCACUGGAAAGUAAUGACGUUCGGGUUGCAUUCCGCGCCAGCCAUCUUCCAACGCGCUUUGGACACUCUGGACCAAGUGAUCGGCCCAGAAAUGAUGCCCCAUGCCUUUGCCUACCUGGACGACAUCAUCGUCAUCGGCCGGACGCGACAGGAGCAUAUGAACAACCUACGAGAGGUGUUCCGGCGACUGCGGGCAGCCAACUUGAGGAUCAACAUCGACAAGUGCGAUUUCUUCAAGAAAGAGCUAAAGUAUCUGGGUCACAAGGUCACGGAGGAUGGCAUUUGCACGGAUCCAGAGAUAGUGGCCGCUAUCGCCGAGCUGAAGCCACCCACAAACGUAAAAGAGUUACGGCAAUACGUGGGCGUGGCUUCAUGGUACCGCCGCUUUGUGCCAGAUUUUGCUGCCACAGUGCAUCCGCUAAAUGCACUGCUCAAAAAGGGCACGAAGUGGGAGUGGACGGAGGAGCGGCAAAGAGCGUUCGAGACGCUCAGGCCAUACCUGGAAGGCUACAAAUUUGUAGUGGUCACUGACCAUAUGGCUCUGAAGUGGCUCAAUUCAAUCGAGAGCCCAACGGGAAGGAUUGCCAGAUGGGCACUGGAGCUGCAGCAGUAUGACUUCGAGAUCCGCUACAGGAAGGGCAAGCAGAAUGUGGUAGCAGAUGCGCUCUCACGGCAGCCUCUGGGAGAGGAGGCGUGUCGAUUGGUCAAGAGCAAGGAGACGCCAGCUGGGACAGGAUGUCGCUGA
Molecule: messenger RNA, 2199 nt
Organism: Drosophila mojavensis
Lineage: Eukaryota; Metazoa; Arthropoda; Insecta; Diptera; Drosophilidae
Exons: 5
Coding region: 1-2199 (732 amino acids)
Source: RefSeq, a predicted model, not a curated record